GGGUUUAUCGUUUUUCCUGUGUCACGGUAGCAUUGAGAAGAAAGAAAAAUGUCCUCUGGGGCCUUAUUUCCGAGCUUGGUGUCUGGGUCACGUGGCUCAUCCAGCAAAUACCUUGUGGAAUUCCGUGCUGGGAAAAUGUCCCUAAAAGGUAGCACUGUGACCCCCGACAAACGCAAAGGUCAAGUUUACAUUCAGCAGACUGAUGACUCUCUUAUUCACUUCUGCUGGAAGGACAGGACAUCUGGGAACGUCGAAGAUGACUUGAUUAUUUUUCCGGAUGAUUGUGAGUUUAAGAGGGUCAAUCAGUGCACAACAGGUCGUGUAUAUGUGCUCAAGUUUAAAGCAGGUUCCAAGAGGCUCUUCUUUUGGAUGCAGGAACCCAAAACCGAUAAAGAUGAGGAGUACUGCAGGAAAGUAAAUGAGUAUCUGAACAAUCCACCCAUGCCUGGUGCCCUAGGUGGUGGAAGUGGCAGCAGUCAUGAACUUUCUGCUCUUGGAGGUGAAGGUGGCCUGCAGAGUCUUCUGGGUAAUAUGAGUCAUAACCAAUUGAUGCAGCUUAUUGGGCCAACUGGACUUGGAGGUCUUGGUGGUCUGGGGGCUUUAGCUGGACCAGGACUUGCCAGCCUGCUUGGAGGUAGUGUUCCAGCAACCAGCAGUUCAUCCUCAAGCUCUCGCAGUCAGUCUACUGCUGCCACUCCUUCCUCAACUUCAGCAGCUACGCGGAUCAGCUCCUCUCAGGUCCCGACAACUCCUACCACCCCUUCUGCUGCCACUGGAGCCUCUCCUAUAACCACACCAACAACCCCAGCUGCCCCCGCUACCCCUGCUGCCGUUACCAGCCCUACCCAGCCCAUUCAGCUCAGUGACCUGCAGAAUAUCCUGGCAACCAUGAAUGUUCCUGCAGCUGGUCAAGCAGUUGAUCUUGCCAGUGUUUUAACACCAGAGAUCAUGGCACCAAUCCUGGCCAAUGCUGAGGUCCAGCAGAGGUUGCUUCCUUUCCUCCCAUCUGGAGAGUCUCUACCUCAGAGCACAGAUGAGCUCCAUCACACGCUCACCUCUCCGCAAUUUCAGCAGGCUAUGAGUUUGUUCAGCAGUGCUCUAGCAUCCGGGCAAUUGGGACCCCUGAUGAAUCAGUUUGGUUUACCCCCAGAAGCUGUAGAGGCAGCCAAUAAAGGAGAUGUAGAAGCGUUUGCCAAGGCUAUGGAGGGCGAAGCUAAAUCGGAGCAAGGGGGAGAACCUAAAGACAAGAAAGAUGAUGAGGAAGACAUGAGCCUCGAUUAGAUCAGUCAAUUCUUUAUGUAGGUUAAACAGACUUUCAGCCUGAAUUUGUCUUUUAGUUGGUAUAGCUUGUCAACAGUGGGUUUCCCUAAUAGCCCUGUUAUCUGUAAUUUACCUACUACAUAAUAAGUGCUUGGUUAAAAUAAAUAAGCUUGCAAAGGGG
Messenger RNA from Trichomycterus rosablanca, 1441 nucleotides. Its product is annotated as proteasomal ubiquitin receptor ADRM1-like. Gene Ontology annotation, cellular component: nucleus; proteasome regulatory particle, lid subcomplex; cytoplasm. The record is from RefSeq and is a predicted model, not a curated record. Bases 49 to 1281 code for a protein of 410 amino acids. Gene Ontology annotation, molecular function: proteasome binding; endopeptidase activator activity. The transcript is spliced from 10 exons. Lineage: Eukaryota; Metazoa; Chordata; Actinopteri; Siluriformes; Trichomycteridae.